UAUAUGUUUCUUUCUAUGAUUAAGCAUUUCUAAGCUCCACAAAUGCUUGAAUAUUGUAUUGGCAUCGUAAUAAUAUUGUAAGUCAAUGCGAAAUUUCAGCUCGAUUAGAGCAGUAGAAGUGGUCGAAAAAUCGAUCGCAAGAUUUGAAAUUUUGUAAAGUAUGACGAAAAUAAUUCCAACGGACGAAAAUAUUUCAAACUGUUUUUAGUGGAAAAAACUAUACCUGCUUUUUUUGUAAGACACGCUUGCAAGAACUUUCGGUCUCAUUUCAAUUAAAUAUUUAAGUAGAGUAAGUAAGCUUUUAAUCAUUAAAAAUAUUAUAAAAGUGAAUAAUAAUAAGUAAAGAACAAGAUGGAUGUGAAAGCAGAAGCACCAAAUGGUCCAGCACCAGUAAAAAAUGAAAAUCAAAAUCAGCCAAAACCACAAAGAGAAAAUGUGAACGCUAGUAAAAAUUUGAACCAAAAUCCGAAUAAUCAGAAUAAUAAUAUGGGUGCAGGAGGUCCAAAUAGACGAAAUAUGAAUAUGAACAGAAACUUCCAAGGUGGUAGAGGAGGUAAAGGAGGUCCAGGAGGCAAUAUGGGUAAUCGAGGACCGAUGAAAAAUGAGGAUUUUAUUGUAAAUUCGAAACUGAAGAAUUUGGGUGGACCAACUCACGAUUUACCAGAACUUGUGUGCGAAGAAAUUAAAUUUUCUGGGCGCAAUCGAUUGUAUAUUGGUAAUUUGACGAGUGAUGUGACAGAAGAAGAACUUAAAGAUCUAUUCAGUCCUUAUGGUGAGAUUGCAGAAGCUUUCAUUAAUGCUGAGAAGAACUUUGCAUUCCUCAAGAUUGAUUAUCGAGCAAAUGCUGAACGAGCCAAGAAAGAUCUUGAUGGAAGAAUGCGUAAAAAUAAGCCAAUUCGUAUUCGUUUCGCACCAAACGCCACAACUAUUCGUGUUAAGAAUCUUACUCCAUUCGUAUCAAAUGAAUUACUUUUCAAAUCAUUUGAAGUUUUCGGACAAAUUGAGCGUGCUGUCAUUAUUGUGGAUGAUCGUGGAAAAACAACUGGCGAAGGAAUUGUUGAGUUUGCAAGAAAAUCAGGUGCAAUGUCUGCUCUCAAAUACUGCAGUGAAAAAUGCUUUUUCUUGACAUCAUCAUUACGUCCAUGUGUUGUUGAGACUUUUGAUCAUAUCGAUGAAACUGAUGGAUUCCCUGAAAAAUCUUUGAUGCGAAAAAGUAACGAUUAUUACAAAGCUCGUCAAAAUGGUCCAAGAUUCGCUGAAUUAGGCAGUUUUGAGCAUGAAUUUGGUACAAAGUGGAAGCAAAUGUAUGACAUGUACAAGCAAAAGCAUGAUGCUCUUAAACGUGAAAUGCAAUUGGAAGAAGAGAAGCUUGAAGCACAAAUGGAAUAUGCUAAAUUUGAGCAUGAGACAGAAUCAUUACGUGAACAAUUGAGAAAACGUGAACAAGAUCGUGAAAGGCAGAAGAAAGAAUGGGAAGAUAGAGAACGGCAUGUAGAUGAGAGUCGUGUUCGUGAUGAGCAACAAAUGAGAAGACAACAAGACGAUAUGCAAAUGAGAAUGCAAAGACAAGACGAGGAAAUGAGACGAAGACAACAAGAAAAUUCAUUAUUUAUGCAAGCACAACAAUUAAGUAACAUGUUGGAUCAACAAGAAAUGAAUCAAGGCGGUGGAAAUGGUGGAAAUGGAAGCAAUCAAGGAGGUGGGGGUGGUGGAAAUCAAGGAGGAGGUGGAGGUGGGGGUCGUAGAAACUAUAAUAAUGACAGAAAUAAUGAUCGCAACCAAAACUUUGAAAUGAUGAACCAAGGUAGAGGUGGAAAUGGCGGAGGUAAUCAGUAUCAAGGUGGAAAUCAGCAUUAUCAAGGAAAUCAGGAGCAAGGAAAUCGUUUCGACGGUCCACAACAACGAGGAAAUGUUCGUCCAUGGAAUAAUAAUGACCGUGGUCAUCGUGAUGAGUUCCAAAAUAAGCGAAGACGUUAUUAAAAAGAGAAUUUUAAACAUUUUUUUUUAUCACUCAAAUUAAUUGAAAAUUAAGAUUUCAAUAAAUCUACAAAUCACAAACAGAUAAAGAAGAAUAUAUCUAACAACUAAUUCAUCCACAAUUAUUGUGUAGCUAAUAAGACUUAAAGUGUUUUGCGAGACCGUUCUAGAAUUCAACCCACUUAUAUGGAUUUUAUUGUCUGCAAUUUUUUUUAUAUGAAAAGAGUUUUAUCAUAUUUAGAAAGAAAUUUAUAAUUUCAAGUAAUUAUUAUAUAAGAAUUAGCUAAUUUAGUGUUUCUUUGACCUCUCAAGGAUCUUAAAAUCCGUAAAAAAACAAUUUAUUAUUUUUAAUUCAUUUCUUUUUCUAGUGUAAUAAGGAAUAUUCAUACUACUUUUAAUCUACUCAUUGCUUUUGAUUGAUAAAUGUAUUGAUGAUAAUAAUAUAUAUGCUUAAAAUAUAUGAUUCAUUAAAAAUAUCACUCCUUAAACAUACAAAAAAACAUACUUUCUAUUUCCAUUCUAGUAAAUUGAAUGAAUGAGCCUGUUGUGAAAAUAUUUUUGGGUGAAAGUUCGCGUGGAUGAUGUGUGAUAAUAUUUUUUUGGACAUUAGUCUUGAUCAGGAGUAAAAGUUAACUCUCAAUUAUUGGAAUUUUGGUAGUCCUUUAAAAAAUCACUUUUAUUUCGUUCUGUUUUAAAAACAUGCGUACAAUUUAAAACCUCAUUUUGAUUAGAUUUAAACUUUACUCCUAAUCUAAGAUCAAUUACUGUUUUAGUGAAUUUUAAAAUACAUUCUCGGAACUUUUAAUCAAAAGCUUCUGAUAGUGUGUUCUGUUACUCAUUUUUGUGCAACUCUGUGCUGUCUUAACCAACUUGUUCUUCGUGAUAAGCCAAAAACUAAUAACUUUUUUGAAAGUAGAAUUCUUUAAGAAUUUAUCAACCUUAAUCAGAUACAAAUCAGUCAGCAUUAUAUAUAGCUUUCAGCUAUACUGAUAAUUAGUAAUAUGUUUGUUUCUAGUGAACUUUUGGAACAAUGAAUAUCAUGAAGAAAUAAUAGUGAUAUCAAAAUGGAACUGUCUGUCGUCAAAAAAUAACUGUAUAGUUGGCAAUUUUUUAUGGAUACAAUUCAGUGCCCAAUUUUUUUCGCAACAAAAGCUUAUUUAUUGUCUGGUGCAAAAAAAAAGAAAAAGUCUUAUUUUAGACUAACAGCAAACUUGUUCUAAUUCUUUAAAGUUUAAGGGAAAUGGUUAAAUUAUUAUGGAGUAUAAAUGACAUAAAUGUAUUAAAAUCUACGAAUGUCAAUUUAACCUGAAUGCUGGGAAUUCUGCCUUGUUCUAAAAAGUAUUAAUUUGACUAGUUUAUAAGUAUCUCUUAAAAGAAAUAAAGACAGUGAACCUCAAUUGUAUUUGUUCCAAUUUGAAUUUUCAUCGAAAAUACGAUUUACUAAUUCUCCAUUCUUGGCAAGUAAUGGACUAAAAUUAAAGGACACAACCUGAUUAAAAGCAACUUCAUGCUAUCCUAAACAUCAUCAACUGACUAGUUUACAUAGUCUAUAAUUUCGUUGCUGAAGUCUUGAUACAAAAGACUAGACGAUAAAAUCUUUUUGCGUAUUACAUUGUAAGCACCAUAAAUAGGAAAUUUGAAUUUUAAGGAUAUUUGCGUUGAAGAAAUCAAAUUAUUGCAUUGUGGACAUCGAAAAACAAUUUAAAUUCAUUGUUAACUGAAUUGAUUGAUUGCUAAACAUUUUGGGGAAUUGGGUAAGAAAAAAAAUAAAUGUUAAAAAACUCAUCAUGAAUUCUCUGAAGGCCAAUCUAAAAACACUGUGCAUCUUUAUGCUAAUCAUCAUAGCUGAAUUUGAAUUAAUCAAAUAACUGAUUCUGAAAAUCUAUUAUCAUGAUACAAAGAUAAAAAUGGUAAGAGGUAAGGAUGACAAAAAAAAAAUCACUCUGAAAAAACAGAAAUUCUUUUUUAUGAUUAUUUUGAAUUGUUUUAUGUACUUAAUGGCUUUAUACUUACUUACCUACUUAUUUUUUUUUGUUGCUAUGAACAAGAAAAAUGUCACUAAGUCAAGACUUACUUCUUGAAAUUGUUUAAACCAACUUAGUUCUCUCAAUUCUCUAUUUUUUGUAGCACUCACUUGGCAAUUCUUGAAAACUGAAGCAGAAAUUUUUUUGUCCUCUAAACACUUCGGACGGCAAAAAUAUUUCAAAUUCAUCUCUUAUCAGCCAUGAAACGCUACAUAUUCUCAUGAAAAUAAGUCAUAUUGUACUGUACAUCAUACUAAGUUUCUCUAAUGCCAAUAAUUCUCAAGAUAUAUUUUAUGAACAAAUUAAAAUGUCUACAAGAAAGUACAUAAAUUUUUUGAUAGUAUAUUUUUUUAAAGAAAUCAUUCGGAAUUGAAUCAUACAGGAUUGCUUGCAAAUAUACUGCAGCAUACUGUUUAAAAUUGAAAUUCUAUAGAAAGUUUUUUGACUUGUACAAAAAUGUCUUAUAAUCAAUAGAAUUAUCACUAAUAGUAAUUUUUCUAUAAAAAAAUCUUACAGUAUUAUCGUCCAUAUAUGAAU
Messenger RNA from Chironomus riparius, 4538 nucleotides. Lineage: Eukaryota; Metazoa; Arthropoda; Insecta; Diptera; Chironomidae. The record is from the annotation of a GenBank genome assembly.